This is a messenger RNA of Oncorhynchus mykiss (rainbow trout), 1488 nucleotides long. RefSeq names its product transmembrane protein 119a (gene tmem119a). The record is from RefSeq and is a predicted model, not a curated record. Gene Ontology annotation, cellular component: plasma membrane. NCBI's taxonomy places the organism in Eukaryota, Metazoa, Chordata, Actinopteri, Salmoniformes, Salmonidae. Gene Ontology annotation, biological process: positive regulation of bone mineralization; positive regulation of osteoblast proliferation; ossification.
UGGAAGUUACAGGAGAGGGUGGCAACUUGGACGCUCCCUCUUUUUUCCCCCCCUCAAUUUUCUUCUGCUCUCUCUCUCCCUCUCUCUGCUGUUAGAAUCCCUCUACCAUUCAGUCCAGAGGAGACACUUCAGCCAGACAGCAUCUGAUUCCGAAGGAAAGAUGAGUAACCACUUGAUUCUUCACUUGGCAUGUGUGAGCAUGGUUCUCCUCUGGGGUCAUGGGUAUGCAGUGCAUGUGCCCCUGGUCUAUAGAAUUUCCAUGGAUGGCAGUGGUGAUGGAGGGGAGCCGGAUCUCAUUAUCCCCGUCGAUGGCCCCCACCACCCUCUCUCCCCCGUCGAUGUCGCCCCAGAUGUCGAUGUCACCCCCGUCGAUGUCGCCCCCGUCGACGUCGCCCCCGUUGAUCUUUCCCCCACCACUACCCUAGCCCCCACCCUGGUCAGCACCAUCACCAAUACCAUCACCAUCACCAUGAUCCGCUUCAAGGACUUUAUGCUCACCCGGGUGGUGGACUUCCUCCAGGAUAAUAUGCUGAUCAUAAUUGUGGUCACCUCCCUCCUCAUCGUCAUGAUCUUCAUCAUCUGCUGUGCCGCUACCAUGAGCCAAAAGCGCAAGAUGGAGGCCUACAAACCCCCUGCCAACCCACCCAGGAAAUAUAUGGGCGACACAGCUGGCGGAGUCGAACCCUCCAGUGAGGUCCAGAGUAGGGUCUCUGACGGGCCUGAUUUUGCCAGGAGGGUCCAGAUCCAGGGAACCCCCAAGAAUCUGCGCACCCCUUCCACCGCACUGGUGGGGGAAAAGGUGGGUAAGGAGCCCAAACCGAAGGAGGUCCAGAAAGUGAGGGAGAUAGAGGAGGAGGAAACGCGCAGAGUGGAGUCUAAGCACAAGGGCCAGAAGGCUGAGGAGGUGCCGCAGAGCUCCAGCACCAGCCAGCCCAUGGUCUGCACCUGCCACCUGCGGAAGGCAAACCACUAAGUAUAGGUUGGGGCUCCAACCAUGCAAACUAGCAAAAAAGGAGAUUGAGGCCUUUUCUUUUGCAGAGGGAACUCCCUGGGUACGUCAGCUGCUGUGUGCCAAACUUGUCUGUGGAAUCUGACUCUGUCGGCACCUUUAGCAUACAGAUAUAACUGGGUCUAGUUAGCAUACAAAGGCCUUAAAACAGAAGGAAUUUCAGGUUUGACUGCUAAAAUAUAUAUAUAUAUAUAUAUGUCAUAUGUAUAUACAGUACCAGUCAAAAGUUUGGACACAACUACUCAUUCAAGGGUUUUCUAUAUUUUUACUAUUUUUUACAUUGUAGAAUUAUAUUAAAGACAUAUAUUUUAGAUUCUUCAAAGAUGCCACCUUAUGCCAUACACUUUGCAUACUCUCAGCAUUCUCUCAACCAGUUUCACCUGGAAGACUUUUCCAACAGUCUUGAAGGAGUUCCCACAUGCUAAGCACUUGUUGGCUGCUUUUCCUUCACUCUCAUCCCAAACCAUCUCAAUUGGGAU